AGGACGGGGUUUAAUAAUUAUGGAGACAAGUGCGAGAGGAGAAGUGGAGAAGUGACUUUUUUACCUUGUUGUUAGGUGAAGGAGAAGGAGAAGGAGAAGGAGAGAAGAACUCAGUCACCACUUACCACUUAUUAGUUAUUACCACUCUGACUACCACCUACCACAUUUACACACUGAUCGAGCUUUGGAUAACAAAAGUACUUGCUGCCAACUGCUCUCUGCCUCCGCCGUAUAAAAUAGGCAACAGUCUUUAUUAUACUCAGUCCCGCAAAACCCCAAAAGGUGUGAUAUAUGAAUGAAUCUGUGAAAGAGAGAGAUUGAAAAUGGGGAGCGAGUUCGAGACCGAAAGCGAGUUGAGUGGGUUCGAGGAAGGUGUAUUGGAGACACUGAAGAGGUGCGAGCAGCGUAAUGAGACCACUCUCGUUUCUGCUAUGGAAGUUGCCAAAUGCUUAAGGUCUUGGCAAGUUCAGCUUCCCAGUCCUGAGUUAGGGCAACUCUUGGUCUCCCGUCUCUGCUCAUCUUCUUCUUCUUCUUCUUCUUCACUCUGGAAAUUCAUCGAACAAGCUCUCUCCUCUCGCCUCCUCUACCCACUCCAACUCCUCUCUCUCCUCACUUCUAGGGUACUUCCAAAUCGACGGUCUCAGCCCAAGGCGUAUAGACUCUAUCUUGAACUUCUGAGUCGGUAUGCAUUUUUGUUUUAUCCACUCAGUGAAGAUGCUUGCAAAGACAAGAUAAUAAAAUCUGUUGAUGUUGCCCUUCAACUAUCUCAGACAUAUAAAGUUCGUGUUCUGGAGGUUGGACAUGCAUUUGUGUUUUUCUUUUUCAGUAUUGUCAUUGGUUUGAUUGAUAGCACAUUGGAUGAUUGGGGUUUGCGAAUGACACCUAUAGAGAGACCUAGUGUAGCAGUCAGAAGCACAGAGCACCUUGAUAUGGACAUUGAUUUUAGAGGAAGCCCUGAUUUUAAAGGCAAUGAACAUCAUGAACAGAUGAGGAGGACGAAUUCAUUUAUGGCCAUAGAGGUGUUGGGAAAACUAACAGAGAGCAAAAAAUCUAUGGUUAUGCUCCGCCUUGUUCACUUGAACAUGCCUGAAAAGUUCAAUGGCCUCCUGCAGAGGCUGCGCUUUCUUGAAGCCCAUGAAUUGGUAUCCUCAAAUUUUAAUUCAGCCAACCAAUUAUUGGCAAAAUUAUCUGGCAACAUACAAAGAGUUUUGAGCUUUGAAUACCCGUUAAACAAGCGCCAACUCACUGGGAUGCUUGUCAAUAUUGCAUCAUGUAAGCCAUCACCUUGCUUCCACUCUGAAUUUGGCCGGUCUGCUUGUUGGGUUCCUUUUGAUAUUUACAUGGAGAAUGCAAUGGAUGGGAAACAACUCCUUAUCAAAUCUGCUGUUGAUGUACUAGCAGAGUCAAUUAAGACGCUCCAAGUAUUUAACCAGGCAAGCUGGCAAGAAACCUUCCUGGCACUUUGGCUUUCAGCCCUUCGGCUUGUACAACGAGAACGUGAUCCUCCAGAAGGUCCAAUUCCACAUCUUGAGACCCGUCUUUGUGUCCUUUUGUCUAUUGUCCCCUUGGCAAUUGCUAAUGUUUUGGAGGAUGAGGCCAAACUCUCUCAAGCUACUGCUACUGGAUAUGUUGAGUCUGCAUAUGGACAUAAAAUGAAUGGCAAGGCUCUUGCUUCAAGGAAAGACGGACUGAUUUCCUCUCUCCAGGUCCUUGGACACUUUUCUAGCCUUUUAUACCCUCCUGCAUUAGUUGUCGAUGCAGCUAAUAGUGCAGCUAGAAAAGCAGCUAGCUUCAUUUCUAGUGGCAAGAAUGAAAGGAAUAUUGUAGGUGGAGGCAGUCAUGUUGAUACUUCUAUAAGAGCAGGAGCCAACAUGAGGCACCUCAUAGUGGAAGCUUGCAUUGCAAGAAAUUUAAUUGACACAUCAGCAUAUUUUUGGCCUGGUUAUGUGUCUGCAUCAAUAAUCUCACUGUUAGAUUCAUUGCCAGUUGAAAUAUCCCCUUGGUCAACGUUUAUGGAAGGAGCACCAUUAAAUGCUUCUCUAAUAAAUUCCCUUAUAAAGACUCCUGCUUCAAGUUUAGCGGAGAUAGAGAAAUUAUAUUAUAUAGCUCUGAAUGGGUCAGAGGAAGAGAACUCAGCAGCGGCAAAGAUUCUAUGUGGUGCAUCUAUCAGCCGUGGAUGGAACAUUCAGGAACAUGUGGUGCACUUUCUGGUCAAGCUUCUUUCUCCCCCAGUUCCUCCUAGUUAUACUGGACCAGGCAGCCACUUAAUUGAUUAUAUGUCCAUGUUAAGUGCUCUUCUUUUUGGAGCUUCUGCUAUUGAUACUGUUCAUAUUCUUUCUUUGCAUGGUAUGGUCCCUGAAGUUGCAGCUUCAUUAAUGCCUCUUUGUGAGGCCUUUGGGUCACAAAAUUCCCCAUCAAAUAACAAAUCAAGCAAGGAUGAUGAGCCCUCAGUUUACAUGGUUUUUUCUUUAGCGUUUCUGUUUCUUCUUCGUCUGUGGAAAUUCUACAGGCCCCCUCUUGAGCAGUGCAUUUCAGAGAGAGGAGGAGUAGUUCGAGGGGAGCUUACUUUGGAGUAUCUUCUGUUAUUGCGCAAUAGCAGCAUUGCCUCGUGUCAGGUUGAUACAAAUAGCAAUCAAAACGAAUCUGAGUCAGCAUUAAGAAAGCCUAUAUAUAUUGAUUCAUAUCCAAAAUUAAGAGCUUGGUAUUGUCAAAACAAAUCUUGUGUAGCUUCAACGCUUGCUGGCCUCUCUAGUGGAAAUCCUGUUCAUCAAGUUGCUAAUAAGAUCUUAAGUAUGAUAUACUGGAAAAUGACUAAAAGUGGGUCCUCGUCGGUUAACUCUUCAACGCCAAGCAGCAGCAAUGCAUCCAGCUCCCUUGCAAAUACUGGAGAAGAUGCUUACCAGAGACCUAUGCUCCCUGCAUGGGAGGUAUUGGAAGCCAUUCCUUUUGUUCUUGAGGCAAUUCUAACUGCUUGUGCCCAUGGAAGGCUUUCAUCUCGGGAUUUGACAACAGGCCUGAGAGACCUUGUCGAUUUUUUGCCCGCAUCUCUUGCUGCUAUUAUUAGUUACUUCUCUGCAGAAGUUACUCGCGGUAUAUGGAAACCAGUUCAAAUGAAUGGAAAAGAUUGGCCCAGUCCAGCAGCAAUUCUUCCCUCAGUUGAGUCUGAAAUAAAAGCAAUACUUGCUGCUGCAGGUGUUGAUGUUCCAAGCUGUUCCGAUGGGAAUUCAAACUUGAUACUUCCACUGCCGAUGGCAGCUCUUGUCAGCUUAACUAUUACUUUUAAACUUGACAAGAGUAUGGAGUACAUACACGCUGUAGCUGGGCUAGCCUUGGAGAACUGUGCAUCAGGUUGCCAUUGGCCAAGCAUGCCUAUAAUUGGAUCUCUAUGGGCUCAAAAGGUCCGACGCUGGCAUGACUUCAUUGUUGUAUCAUGUUCUCGUUCUGUAUUCAGACAAAACAAAGAAGCAGUUGCACAACUCCUGAGAAGCUGCUUCACCUCAUUCCUAGGAUCACUUGACGUAUCAACUUCUUCAUUGAGCAAUCAAAGCAGUGUGAAUGGUCUGUUGGGAAGCACCAUCUCUGCCUGUGCCAUUUGUCCUUCUAUAGCACCUGGAUUUCUAUACCUUCGCUCUUGUCGGAAUAUACUCAAUGUCCAAUAUGUAAAUGAUGUCAUUGUAGGGCUUGUAGCAGAGUAUGCUGGGGAAUUAGCUGCCAGGUGGGGAAGCACGGACUCCCCUCGCUUGAAGUCUAAUCAAGCAUCAUUAUCCUUGGCCACUGCUAGGGCAAGGGAGGUGGCUGCACUAGGUGCAAGUCUGUUAUGUGUAACGGGUGGGGUCCACCUGGUUCAGGAAUUGUUCAGGGAUACUAUUCCAACCUGGUUGCUGUCUUCAAGAAAGAAGAGACUCCACAAGGUGAGCUCUGUGUCCCUAAUAGUGGAGGGGUACGCCAUGGCAUAUCUGUUGAUUUUGUCAGGGGCAAUUGUAUGGGGUGUUGAGGCGAAUUUGACAUCAUGGGUAUUCUGUAAAAGGGCUCGUAUUGUUGGGAUUCACAUGGAUUUUUUGGCAGGGGUAUUGGAAGGGAACAUCUCACUUGGGUGUGAUCCUGCCACUUGGAAAGCUUAUCUCUCUUGUUUAGUGGGUUUGAUGGUGAGCUUCACUCCAUCAUGGAUUCAAGAAGUGAAGCUAGAGACGUUGAGAAAAUUGGCCAAUGGAUUGAGAGGGUGGCAUGAAUGUGAGCUAGCCCUUUCUCUGCUUGAAAGAGGUGGAACUGCAGCCAUAGGAUCAGUUGUUGAAUUAGUGAACGUAAUUAGCUGAGUUUCAAAGUAAGAAUGUAGGAUUCGUUGAAUGUAAUCAGAGAGAGUUUGAUAGUUUAUGAAUGUAUUAUACGGGGUCUAUUAUGAGAAUUAUACAAGACUAGCAUAAUUUUCUUUUUAAAAUUUGUUCCU
Messenger RNA from Quercus lobata, 4444 nucleotides. Its product is annotated as mediator of RNA polymerase II transcription subunit 33A-like. Lineage: Eukaryota; Viridiplantae; Streptophyta; Magnoliopsida; Fagales; Fagaceae. Bases 324 to 4313 code for a protein of 1329 amino acids. Gene Ontology annotation, biological process: regulation of phenylpropanoid metabolic process. The transcript is spliced from 12 exons. The record is from RefSeq and is a predicted model, not a curated record. Gene Ontology annotation, cellular component: mediator complex.